GCUCGGGGCAGCUGCAGCAACAUUAUUGGAUCGCCAGUCCCCAGAGCAGACACGACUAAGCCGAAAAGAAGCCGCACAGCCAGCCACAUGAUGAAGGGAUUGAUACUCGUGACUGUCCUGUGCCUGACGGCGAGUGGACUGGCAGCUCCUGCCCCCGAUCCAGCGCCAGCUCCUGCUCCUGCACCCGCCCCAGCUCCUGCUCCGUCUGGCAUUGGACUUGGACUGGGGCAUAGCUACGGAGGACUGGGACUAGGACUGGACCUGGGCCACUAUGGCGGCUACCACGGGGGAUACCACGGGGUGGGCCUGGGACUGGGCUUGGGCUACCACGCGCCAAUCAUCUCCAAGACGAUCAUCGGAAAGAGCUACGUAGGCGGCUACGGGCUGGGCCAUGGCUAUGGGUUGGGCCUGGGCCACGGAUACGGUCUGGGGCAUGGCUAUCUGGGGGGCUACGGACACGGACUCUACGGCGGACAUGGCCUGGCUCUGGGCGGCUAUGGCUACGGCCACGGCUGGUAG
Messenger RNA from Drosophila subobscura, 519 nucleotides. Its product is annotated as keratin-associated protein 21-1. The record is from RefSeq and is a predicted model, not a curated record. Lineage: Eukaryota; Metazoa; Arthropoda; Insecta; Diptera; Drosophilidae.